ACAACGACUCGACCGCGGCCCCAACAAGUCCUCCCGACGGGAUCCAGGUCACCGGCCCGGAACCAGCAGGGGGGACAGGACGGCCGACGUGUGACCCCGGAUGGCGACGUGCGCGGCGGCGCACCAAUGCGCGCGACUGGUGCUGCUGGUGUGUCUCAGGAUGCUGCUGGUGGGGAGCGAGGGAACGAGUGUUUCUGAGGAUGACGUCAUCCCGCCGCUCGCCGAGGGCCGUGGCCCCGCCCACUCCCACCACCAGACCCAGUUGGAGCCCCGCGGCAGCCGGACGUACGAGACGUGGCCCUCCAGCCGGCGCCGGGUGCUCCCCGAGGCCGAGUCCACCGUCUUCAUGACGGACACGCCGCUCGACGGCGGCGCGUCCCGCCCGCUCUACGGUCACGUGACGGUGGUCCGAGACCCGCUGAGGACGCUGUCCGUGGUGGAGCCCGGCGGCCCCGGCGGCUGCGAGGCGAGCCCCCGGGUGACGGUGGAGGAGACGGCGUUGAAGGCCGGCUGCCUGUACGCCCAGAACGCCGGCUUCUUCAACACCACCGACGACCGUUGCCUCGGCAACGUGGUGAGCGACGGCCGACUGGUGAGGGACAGCGGGGGGGUCCCGAACGCCCAGUUCGGCAUCCGGAGGGACGGCAGCCUGGUGUUCGGAUACCUGUCCCAGCAGGAUGUCCUGGACCAGUCCAACCCGUUCCUGCAGCUGGUCAGCGGUGUGGUCUGGCUGCUGAGGAACGGAGAGCUCUACAUCAACCAGAGCCUGGAGGCCGAGUGCAACAUACUGGACAACGACGUGUUCCGUGAGUUCGUGGACGUGCUGUCGGCGAGGACGGUGGUGGGUCACGAUGCCGAGGGCAACGUAGUCCUGUUCCACGUGGACGGGCAGACCCUGAAGAGAGGGUGGGUCCUCGUUCAUGUCCAUCCGACUCGUGAUCACUUGGUCUACAGAUCCGGCGGUUUGGCGGCUUCGUGCCGCGGCCCUCGUCAUUCUGCAUUCUUUGGUUCUGUUCGCGACGGGGUGCAGCUGUCACCGGCCUUUGAAGCUUAAAUCUGAGCCUCGUUAGACGGGUGUGCAGGUUUUACGCAACAAGGCGAAAAACAGGAAUUUAAUGGGUUUUUUAAACGGCGGCAAUAAAACGGUUCUCUUAGUCGUGUGUACGCUAAAAGCUCGUUGAAAGCUCAUAAAAACUUUGUGCGUCACCUGUGGGCAGUUUGAGUGUAACGUCUUACUGUGUGUCAGAAGCCAGGAGCAUGCUGGGUAGUGGCGUGGCCUCAGGCUGAGCUCAGGCCUCCAGCUCUCAGGUGUGUUCUGCCCUUAGCCAACAGUCAUAAUUAGAUGAGUGUAUUCAACGUGUGUGUUCACAUGACAGGAUGAACCUCUGGGAGGUGGCAGAGUUCCUGAGGAGCCACGGCGUGAUCAACGCCAUCAACCUGGAUGGGGGCGGGUCCUCCAGCUUCG
Messenger RNA from Pseudoliparis swirei, 1465 nucleotides. Its product is annotated as N-acetylglucosamine-1-phosphodiester alpha-N-acetylglucosaminidase-like. Bases 101 to 1054 code for a protein of 317 amino acids. The record is from RefSeq and is a predicted model, not a curated record. The transcript is spliced from 5 exons. Lineage: Eukaryota; Metazoa; Chordata; Actinopteri; Perciformes; Liparidae.